Messenger RNA from Porites evermanni, 1026 nucleotides. The record is from the annotation of a GenBank genome assembly. NCBI's taxonomy places the organism in Eukaryota, Metazoa, Cnidaria, Anthozoa, Scleractinia, Poritidae.
GAUGAACUGAUCGCCAACGGCGAGCAAGAAACUUUCGACAUGGUAUACAUUGACGCAGAUAAGUGGAACUAUCCAAUUUAUUACGACAAAUGCAUGGAGCUUGUGCGCAAAGGAGGGCUGAUUCUACUAGAUGACGUAAGAGUUACUUAAUAAUUUUUACAAAGCAAAAAUAACAUGUGCUGUUAAGUAAAGACAUAUUACGUUUGCUUUCACUCUUGCUUUUUUUUGCACCAACCUCAAUUCAAGGGUCUAUGUUUGGGGGACGGUAAAAGAUGGGCCCCGUUGCUUGUUAACGUUCUCCAUAAAACACGAAAUUAGGCAUUUUCACGUGGCACUCGUGCAAAAACGGCAAAGAAAUGUACGAAAAAGCGUGAUACACGUGCAAAGUUGUUGUUUUAAUUAUUAAGCCUAUUGUUGCUUUUUGCACGUUCUCGUUGCCGUCGCAUUGUUAAAUCUUCAAGUCCCUAUUGGCCAAUUUUUUUCCCUGUCCUUGGUAACAGUCCCAGAAGUCUUUGCGAAAGUUAACUCGACCCAGUUUCCUUCUCGGUUCUUAAGUGACGAAUAUUGACAAAUUGGUUACUGGUCGUUUCGAUACAUGUUAAUUUCUUCGAGGUGAAAAUAGUUUCACGUACUUGGCUUAAGAACGAAGAAUAUUUACCCAAAAUGUUUUUUUUUGUUCAAUUGCACACUUAACUUGAAGUGAUCGAAAUUUUUGUGCAAUUUCACUGCUUGAGUUCGUAUCGAAACGACCGGUUUCCCACAAAUCUGUUCUUCUUCCAUCCACAGACGUUGUGGGAAGGAUUCGUUUGCGACCCGAAGAUCAGCAGAGAUGGCAGGACAUGGGAAGUGGAGCCACUUAACUAUCAGCGAGACUCUAUUGAGUUGUACCAAUAUCAUCUCAGGUCAAUAUAUGAGAGAGUGGCUGUCCAUAUUCAUGCUUUGAACAAAAAGAUCGCUAACGAUCCACGAGUUACUGUAAACAUCCUACCCAUCGGUUCAGGCCUUACAAUUGCAACAAAACUGUAA